Salmo salar (Atlantic salmon) is the source of this 1537-nucleotide messenger RNA. Lineage: Eukaryota; Metazoa; Chordata; Actinopteri; Salmoniformes; Salmonidae. The record is from RefSeq and is a predicted model, not a curated record.
CACCUCUGGGUUUAGAAACUCUGUGAUUUGGUCUAUAAAACAGGGUGUCACUCCCGGUCUACAUCUUGGUAGAGAUACAUCCCGACCUAUGGGCUCUACUUGGCUUCUAUUUUGUACAUCUACUUGUGAUUUCUGUCUGGUUGACAUCCAUCGGAAAGCUUCGUUGAUUUAAGAGAACCAUCGCGCUCUCCCAGAGGCUUGGCUGGUGCGUAAAACCCGCUGGUAAAGUCAGAGACCAACAAGCGAAUGGGUGGAGACUGGUCAAAAGAUCGAGCGGAUAAGGCAGAGAGAGACCUCGAUCAAGCCAAAACUGAAAAACAGAAAGUGGAGGAGGAAAAGAGGAGGAUUGAAGAGGAAAACAAGCAACUCCUUGCGGAGAAAAAAUAAGAGCACCAAUCGUUAGGGCUCCAGAGUCCUCUUCCUGUUCAGAAAGAACAACAAGACUGGAGAACAAAGAUAACACUGAGUCAUGUCUGACUCGGAGACCAUCGAGCUAGCCGCUCUGGGCCGACCCUUCCAGCUGGGGAUGCUGUAUGACUGUCGUAGAGAUGUCCUCAUUCCAGGUAUCACUCUCUGGGAUUCUGAGAUGCUGCAGAAACACAUCAAUGUCCGUCCACAGCCGAACACUGACUUCAAAAUCAUUGCUUCAGACUCAAGUGAAGCCAAGUCAGAAGCUUUGAAUGUGUCUGCAUCUCUUGAGGCCAGUUUCCUUGGUGGCUUAGUCAGUGUGAAGGGUUCUGCUGAAUUCCUACAUGACAAAAAGACCUCAAAGCGUCAGUCUAGGGUUUCUUUGCAGUACCGUACCACCACUCGCUUCGAGCAGUUGACCAUGGACCACCUGGGGGCAGGAAAUGUGAAAUACUCUAAUGUCUUACAAGAGGGCUCUGCAACCCAUGUGGUGACUGCCCUGCUCUAUGGAGCGCAGGCCUUUUUCGUUUUUGACCAAGAUGUUUCCUCAGGAGAAAACCACCAGGACAUCCAUGGCAACCUGCAGGCCAAAAUAAAAAAGAUCCCUCUCAUAUCAAUAGAAGGGCAGGCAAAUUUGAAGAUGAGUGAGGAAGAGCAGAGAGAGGCCAAUAAAUUCAACUGCACUUUCCAUGGUGAUUUGGCUCUAGAAAACAACCCUGUCACAUUUGAAGAUGCCAUCAAGGUGUAUGUUGGCCUGCCACGUCUGCUAGGGGAGAAUGGAGAACAUGCUGUGCCCAUGACCGUCUGGCUAUAUCCUCUCAAGAACCUGGACUCUGCAGCUGCCCAGCUAGUCAGGCAGAUCAGUGUUAGCCUGGUGCGUCGCGCACAGCGAAUCAUGGACGGACUGGACAAUACUGAUGUACAAUGCCAGGACAUGAUGAAGGAAGACAUGGCUAUCAAGUUCCCUGAACUCAAAGCCAAGCUCAACAAGUUCAGGGACUUGUGCUCAGAGUACAAGCUGGUGUUCCAGAAAGGUCUCUGCAAGGUUCUUCCCAACAUAAGAGGAGGAGGAAUGGAGGAGGAAGAGCUGAUAAAAAUUAUCAACAGCAAAGAACAGAGAGAGAGAUGA